CAUGAUUAGCGGGGCCGUGGGUGACACGUAAGUUGGGUGGGAGGUGGCGGACCGCUGGAACUGCCAGAUCAGUGACACCGGCCCACCGGCCCCCUCCUAACCCGACCAGAGCAACCUGUCCCCAUCUCUCCACCCUCCGAGGAGGAUCUUGCGCGGGGACGCCUCGGGGAACCAGGUCCCUUUGUUGGGCGCGCGUCCCCUACCCGUGGUAGCGACAAAGUCCAGCCACGGGAGCCGGCGCGAGGGGCGGGGACAGACGGUGGGGACGGCGAGGCCAAGAAGUGUGGAGCAAGGAAAGCAGGGUAGGCUGCGCGUGGGGACCGGCGGCAAGGGCAAGCGGGCUCUGAAGUAUGCAAAGGGACCCCACGCGGGCCCAGCCACUCGCGGAGAUUUGACGUCCCAGAAGUUUGGUGGCCGCUGCCCGGGUGGCGUCGAUGGCCUGGCGCCCCGCCGUACGCGGGGGCUGAGCAGCCGCCUCUUCCCCUCCGGCCCCGCUUUUGUGUCUUGCGUCUUCUGCUCAUGCCGAGUCCGGCUACUUCCCGCGGUGGCCGCUGCUGAGCCGCCCGACUCAGCCGAGGACCGAGGACACGACGGCGCCCGCCGCCGCCGCAGCGCGGGGCGCAGGAGGGACUAUGGGAAACGGGAUGUGCUCCCGAAAGCAGAAGCGGAUCUUCCAGACGCUGCUGCUUCUCACGGUGAUCUUCGGCUUCCUUUAUGGCGCGAUGCUCUACUUGGAACUGCAGACCCAGCUGCGCAAAGCUGAGGCGGUGGCGCUCAAGUACCAGCAGCACCAAGACUCACUCUCUGCCCAGUUGCAAGUUGUAUACGAACACAGAUCAAGACUAGAGAAAUCUUUGCAAAAGGAGAGGCUUGAGCACAAGAAAGCAAAGGAAGAUUUCCUUGUUUAUAAGUUAGAAGCACAAGAAACACUGAACAAAGGAAGGCAAGAUUCCAAUAGCAGAUACAGUGCAUUGAAUGUCCAGCAUCAGAUGCUGAAAAGCCAGCAUGAGGAGCUGAAGAAGCAGCACAGUGAUUUGGAAGAGGAACACCGUAGGCAAGGGGAAGACUUCAGCAGAACAUUCAAUGACCACAAGCAGAGAUACCUGCAGCUUCAGCAAGAAAAGGAACAAGAACUUUCUAAACUGAAAGAAACUGUCUAUAAUCUGAGAGAAGAGAAUAAACAACUAAGAAAAGCGCACCAAGACAUUCACACGCAGCUUCAGGAUGUCAAGCAACAGCAUAAGAAUUUACUCUCCGAGCAUGAACGGCUUGUAGUGACUCUGGAAGACCACAAGAGUGCACUAGCUGCUGCACAGACUCAAGUCGCAGAAUAUAAACAGCUGAAAGACACUCUCAACAGGAUCCCGAGCUUGCGAAAUCCUGAGCCCGCAGAGCAGAGGAACAUUUCCAUUUCCCAGGGGACUCCACAAGGUUACAACAUGAGAGAGAAGCCAACAGGAGAGCUAAGAGAGGUGCCUCUAAAUAACGAGGUGUGGCAAAACCGUGAGGCAGUGCCGAGAAAGAAGGAAGAGAAAUCUUUCUUGCCCAUGCAGAAGGAAACCGGCUUUCAGGCACCAGCAGAGCAGAACCACGUGGAAACCAGAGAGCCCGAGGAGCGUCAGGUGGAAGAGGAGCACAGGAAAGCACUGGAAGAGGAGGAGAUGGAGCAGGUCGGGCAGGCAGAGCGUCUAGAGGAGGAACAUGACCCCUCGCCGGAGGAGCAGGAUCGGGAGUGGCGAGAUCAGCGCGGACAGGAUGCCGCCCACCUUCUGGAUGGCCGCCCUCAAGCUGAGGCGGACCAUCCCACCAAGGCGGUGACAAAUUUCCGAUCCCCCUAUGAAGAGCAGCUGGAACAGCAGAGACUGGCAGCAAGGAGGGAUGAGGAAGCCCAGAGACUGAGAGAACACCAGGAAGCUUUGCACCAACAGAGGCUGCGGGACCACUUGCUACGCCAACAGCAGCAGGAGCAGCUCCUGGCCAGGGAGGGGGCUCCGCAAAAGCAGGCAGAGCAUGAGGAAGACCGGCAGCCGCAGCACCCGGAGCAGCUACGGCAGCAAGUUCAAUACAAUGCCGUGGAGAAUGACAUCGGGCAGGGGGCAGAGGACCAGGGAAUCCACGAAGAAGAGGGAGGAGCCUAUGAAAGAGAUAACCAUCGCCAAGAUGAAGCGGAAGGAGAUCCAGGCAACAGGCAGGAACCUCAUGAACCAGGGCCCCAAGAAGCUGACCCAGAAGCUGAGGCAGAUACGGCAGCUGUGGAGGAUAUCAACCCAGCAGACGACCCCAACAAUCAAGGGGAAGAUGAAUUUGAGGAAGCUGAGCAAGUGAGAGAAGAAAACCUGCCAGAGGAAAGUGAAGAGCAAAGACCAAGGGAGCCCAAGCGAGAGAACGCAGACAUGGAAGAGCACUUGGUGAUGGCAGGGAAUCCAGACCAGCAGGAGGAUAAUGUUGAUGAGCAGUACCAGGAAGAAGGAGAGGAAGAGGUUCAGGAAGAUCUGACUGAAGAGAAGAAAAGGGAAUUAGAGCGCAAUGCUGAAGAGACCUAUGGUGAAAACGCUGAUGAUAAAAAUAAUGAUGGCGAAGAACCAGGAGCUCCAGAUAGUGCCCAUCCCAAAAGAAGAGAGGAGCAUUAUGAAGAGGAGGAAGAGGAGGAAGAAGAGGGGGCCGCUGUCGCUGAGAAAUCACAUCGGAGAGCAGAAAUGUAGCUGGACCCAAUUUCUAGGCUACGCUCAGCCAUCCAUUUUUUUUUUCAAGCUGCUCUAAAACAAGUCCCGCCUACUGAAUUCUAGAAUAUUUAAUUACAAACAAAAGUAAGGGUUUAGACUUUUUUAACUUUUAUAUUAGAAAUGCUAUACAUUUAUAUGAAUAUAUUUUGAUAACUUAGAACUUCUUUUAUAGUCAAGUUAAACAUGGAGAAGAAGAAAAACAAUAAGACAUGCCUUCAGGACUGGCUCUCACUCCUCAGAGACGGUGUGGUGUUGGAAAGUGCUUGGUCUUGGUGCAUGUCUCAGCUCGUUACUUUUUUCUUUUCUGGCUUCCAGGGAGUCUACCGUUUAUAUUGGAUAAAAGGCAGGAUUGGAUUUAGAAACCAGGUGUACUGAAAAACACUGUGCAAAUGUCGAGGGAAUGACCGGUAGCCUGGUGGCUAUUCCUACAGGUUCUUAGGUACGGCUCUGAUAGGAUGUCACUGCUACAGGCUGUCUGGAAAUGAGAUCCAUCUGCGCCUUUGACAUGUAAUUGGAAAGGUGUGUGUGUGUGUGUGUGUGUGUGUGUGUGUGUGUGUGUGUGUGUGCGCGUGUGAGUAAGAGAGAGAGAGAGAGCAAAGACAUUGUGUUUUCAAACUUUCAGGUCAGUUAGCAGUGCUGAACGAUCACAGCUGCCAUGUUCGAGAGGAAUCAAGUAUGAAAAUCGAAUAAUAUUAAUACCCCUAGGAAAGUAUCUUGGACUUGGUCUUCAGUUAUAGAGGCCAAACAAGGGCUGACACACUUAGAAACUGAUCGAGUCUGUGUGAAGUUGCUUCCUGGGUGACCUCCCAGUCUCCAUUAUUUCUUAUCUAAAGUCUCUUAGGUAUAUUCUCCUUGGUAUCCAGUUUCUACAGCACAUAUUUCUCCCUUAAGCUCUGUGCCUUGGUAUGUAACUAUUUGGAUCACAGCUAUCGAUAUGAAAGCAUGCAGUGUUACAGUUUAAUAAGAUUAUUUUUCAGAACUAUAUCGUGAAAUAUCUAUAGCACUAUGAUAAGAACUGCACCCUCAGUGGCUUUACUGUUUACCCAGAAUUGACCGGCCUUCGCCUAUAUAGAGGGCAUUUUAAUGGCUGUGAGUAAUAAUACAUCCCUUAGGAGAAAAUUCAAAGUGGAAAUUUUUCCCAUAAAUGAGUACAUAUUUCAGCUUGGAUCAUCAGUAUGGUUAAACACGUAGAACUGGGUCACAAUUCAUCUGUGUGUGGUUUUUAAAUGCUACUUUCAAAAUCAUAAAAAUGAAUUUCAUUUUGUGCUCUUAUGGUAUGAAUGUAAUUUUAGUUUUUAAUAGCCACAGUCAUGUAUGGUGUUGAUUUUCCCAGCUGAGCAAUUGUGUAUGUGUGCAUAGAACUGUUCUGUAUUUUGGAUUACUAGUAGCCAUAAAUCAAAUUUCAUCUUUAUGUAUAAAAGCCCCAUUAUGUAAUGUAAAAUGUAUAAUAUUGUACAUAAUAUUCAGAAUACAAUUAUUUUGGUAAAUUAGUUUGUAUUUUAAUGUCCCAGUUGCAGUAUUUAAUUAUUUGAAACAUAUUGAAUCUAGGGUAUUAACCAAUAAAGAUAUAAAAAGUGAGGGGUAAGUCUUUUAAAGCAUAUAAUUUCUUAGUGGUUUGUGAGCUACAGUUUUUCUUUAUAAGAAGAAUAUAAAUUAAUGAAUUAUUAAAUGCCUUUGCCAAAC
This is a messenger RNA of Microtus oregoni (creeping vole), 4406 nucleotides long. RefSeq names its product golgi integral membrane protein 4 (gene Golim4). Bases 633 to 2702 code for a protein of 689 amino acids. The transcript has 16 exons. Gene Ontology annotation, cellular component: Golgi apparatus; Golgi membrane. The record is from RefSeq and is a predicted model, not a curated record. NCBI's taxonomy places the organism in Eukaryota, Metazoa, Chordata, Mammalia, Rodentia, Cricetidae.